GGUGUAGAAGGUGCGGACGGGCAGGCCAGCCAUGGAUCCGUCGCCGCCACGGAUGAGCUAUGGACCUUUGGUGCCCAUUUCGUAUGCUGAUCUGCUGCGGGACCCUGCGCAGAGGCACCGCUUCGGCAUCAAACGUACGCAAUAGAGCCCAGACAGAUAUACACAACACAGCAUAGACGGCCCGAAACGAUGUAUGUGUUGUUGGCGUGCUGUGCUCUGGUCUGAAAUGUGAUUGCAGGUCAGUUUGUGUUGGCCGAUUCGCAGAUGGCGAUAGAAACCAUAACGAAGCUGCCGGCUGCGUUAUGGAAUCCCGUGAUGUGCCCAGCGAUGCCCCGCCCCGGGUCGUCAUCCUUUCACCCGCCAGUAGUUGUGUCUGCGGCAUCGCUGGGGCUGACAGCGGAUGGCCAGGGCGACCCCAACCUGCGCGGAGAGCUGCUGGCCUGCCUGCAACAAGGGGGCGAGAGAGGUGCCUACACAGGGGAGGGAAUAGCACAAUUAAGCUGCAUGGAAACAGACAGACAGGGAUGUGCAGUGAGUGCAUGUGUUCUGUGUUUGUGUGUGUGGGUCAUCCAUCGAUGGUUGUGUUGUGUACAUCAAUCACAGCGGUCGGUCAGCCCCCGGCCAUUCGUUUGGUGGAGAUCAAGGACCCCACGCACCAUGUGCGCCUCACUACGCCACCUGACCAGAAAUGCUAUGGUACGCACGCACAAAGCCAGCCACCAACCGCUCACACGCGGGGCAACCGACGGAAGGACCGCACACAACACACAUCUUCUUACUUUUGCCUGACUGAUUGACAGGUGUGGGAUACUUCGGCGCCCCUGUGCCGGCGUCGCCCCGUCCAGUCAUUUUGGGCUACUACACCGGUCUGCUGCGCCUGACCCCUCCCUCACAUCUCUCACAGGCGUCAUCCACCACAGUCGAGGCGGCAGCGGCCGCUGCAGCUGCCGAACACAACCUCAUGGUGCGGAAAGAAAGGAGAUGACCGGCAGACAGACAGACUGGCACACGGAUGGAUGGAUGGAUGGAUGGAUGGAUGGACGCCUUUGCGUGUGUUGUGUAUUGCAGGGGUUCAAGAUGCCGCUGAAGCUCAUCACAAGGUCGACUCAACACAAUGCCGCCGUAGUCAUGGCCGAGAUCGACGCCCAGAGCGGCGGCAACGAGCUGGCGUUCCUCAAUCACCACGCGGCCAUCGAGCCCUUUGGCCGGUCGCAGGAGGUCAACUGUCGGCUCCACAUAGUGUACGCCUCGAUGGCUGUCGAGUGCGGGGCGGGCGGGGGCGUGGGCGAGGAGGCCAGGCUGUGGUGGCCCCAUCUAGUGCUCACUUCGAUCCCAAACGCGCCGCUGCUGCCCGGGGUGAGCGAUAGAUGGAACGGACACAGACAGACAGAGAAGGGCCUACCAGCACGGCUGUCUAUCGUGUGAUGGAUGUGUGAUGUCUUUGCCUUUGAUUUGAUUGAUUGUCAGCGUGAGCUGUUGAUUGACUUGGGUAGCCGUUGGUUUGAGCACAAGAAGAGGGCCGUGAUGCAGCAGAUACACAUGCAGCUGCUGCGCCAACGAAUGUACACACGUGUAAUUGUGAAUCAGACAGAUCCACCACACACACACACACACACACACGCACACACACUUUUUCCAAGGCCCACUGCACGCGCAUCUGUCUGUCUGUCCUGUUGUUCUCUCCUUGGUUUUCAGCCCAUGCACCCCCGCCCCUGACCCCUCCGCAUCCGCCAUUUCGGAUGAUCUGCGCGCCCUCACCUCUUCGUGCAGCUCCAUCCUGGCCCGUCUGGACCGUCUCGAGGGCCUCAUACCAUCCCACCCCCAGCACCAGCACCACUCCCCCCCCUCCCCCACCCUCCCCCCAUCGGCGCACACGCGCUCACGCAAGCGGGGCGUCUCACCCACCGGUGCAUCGCAGGCCAGCAGCGAGGUUCCGCAGGUCAACGGCCACCACUACCACCAGCAGCCAGCUGCUGUGGCUGCAUCAGCAUCAGCGGCAGCAUCAGUGGCGGCAUCGGCAUCGUCUUCAAGCGACGGCAAGCGGAAGGGCGGCGGGUCCAAGGGUCGCCACCAUGGCGUUGGUCGUCCGAUGCGUGAGGACGAGUAUUGGGUGGCGGGGCUGGCUGAGCCGGCGCAUGACGAUGACCAGGCCGUGCAGGAGGCUGUCGCUAUGAUCAAGGCCAACAAGGUAGGUAGGAAGGCCAUGCAUGGCUUGGGAGGGAGGGAGGGAGGGAGGGAGGGUGGAGUGAAAAGGCGAUAGAUAGAUAGAUCUGUAUGUACAGGGUCGGUCUUUGGCUCUUUCUUUGUGGUGUGCGUUGGUUGCUGUCUGUGUGCCUUCCUUCCUUGGUGUGUUGUUCGUUCAGCAAGUGUCGGGUGUGCGGUACGUGACGCAUAACAAGGCCUGGGUAGCGACCAAGAGGAGCGGCGACUCCGAGAGGGUCAAAUCCUACUCCAUCAAACUGCACGGAUUCAAACGGUAGGUACCUACCUAUACCUACCCACACACACUCAGACCAGACAGAGCCACCUACACCCUCUCUCAUCUCCCUCUCUCCGACUGUCCUGUCCCUUCAUGCCUCAGUGCCCGUCGUCGUGCCGUCCGUGCCAUCGAGAUGAUGAAGCAGCACCUAGAAGUAGUCGACAGCGAUACCGCCGAUGCGUCACGGCCAUCCAAACGCGCCCGCAACGGCACCACCAGCAGCAUGACCGGCGGUGCCGCUGGUGGUGCCGCUGGUGGUGCCGCUGCAGCGGCCAGCAGCAGCAGGGACGCGGGCAAUGAGGACGAGUCGCACACGCACAUAGAAAUUGGGGGCGGUGAGCUGUUGAAGGGGGGUUACGAGCUCCCCCCUGCACACGCGUCGCUGGAGGACUACGUGCGGCAGACGGUGAAGGAGCCGCCUCUGGACAACAGCGAGGAAAUCAACAAGACCAUCGCACUGCUGCCCAAAGUACGUACGUACGUACGUACGUGAUUUGGCCCCAGGGAGAGACAGAUGGGAUGUGGGUCUGUCUGUCUGUCCGUGAGUUGAUUGACUAAAGUUGCUUGCUCGGUUUGUUGUGUGUCGUUGUCUGUCCGUAGGUGAAGGGUGUGUCUUAUUGUGCAUAUGAGCAGAGCUGGCGUGGGUCGUUCAAGCAGAAGAAAGGCGGAGAGCCGCUCUCGCGCACCUACCUGGCGGAGGAGGCCGGCGGAUUCAUCGAAGCAUGGUAUGGUGCGCCAUUCGAUUCAUCCAGACAGACGCGUUCAGAGAGAGGGACACAGCACUCACAGCUAGAGGCAGGCAGCUGUGAGUGCUGUCUGUAUGUAUGUGUGUGCGUGCGGGUUUGUCUCUCUUGUGGUCACACAGGUGUCGCGCUGUCCACGCACGUCGCAUAUUCCGGCUCGGCGGUACAUACAUGCCCAGUCAGUCAGUCAGUCAUGUUUGCACAGACAGACACCCAUGCACAUGAGGACUCACUCCUGCCAUCCGCGUGUCCACAGGUGACGAGUCCGCGGCGCCCCCGACGAGCGGCCCCUUCACCCCGCCGUCGUCCCGCGGCGGCAACGCGUCAUCGACCACAUCACUGGCCUCACUCAUGGGCAGUGAGAAGCGGCCCCUGCCCAUGUACUCACACCCCAGCAAGCGGGGCGGCAACAAGCGCGACGGCCUGGGAUAUGGCGAGGGUGUGGGGCAGCAGGACAGCGACGCGGCAUCGAUGAUGAAGAUCACCAUCACCAGCAUCCAAGACGAUAUCAGGUGAGGAGCGACUGACCUUGCUGGCCAAUGGCCGUCCAUGGUCCUUAACGUCCUGUAUGUAUGGGUGUCGUUUACAGGGUGGCACCUGUGAUGAGCGGCAGCAGCAGCAGCGGCAACCGUGGCGCCUCCUCUGCUGCCGCCCCCGCGGUCCCAGCUGGCGCAGCAUGUGUAUCGUCACAGCUGAUGGAUGUGGACUAUAGCUCCGGGUUGGCAGGUGACGAUCGCAUAGAGGAGGAGGAGGAGGGCAUGGAGGCAGAGGACGACGACGAACACCAAGAGCAGAGAGAGGAGGAGGAGGAGGAACAAGGUAGGUACAUAUAUGUGGAUGUAUGGAUGGAUGGAUGGAUGAGCAACAUGUUAUGCGUGGCUGCAUACAUAACAUGUUGUAUGGUGUUUUGUGUCUGUCGGGUGGGGUUUAGGUAUGGAGGGCGAGGAGGAGGAGUUCGUUCCGACCAUGGCCGAGUAGAUGGACGGACACAUGGAUGGAUGGAUGGAUGGUAGUCAGUCACAUUCAAGGGGCAGGGAGGGAGCGGCCCGGCCGCAGUAGCCAGCCGCCAAGCCAAUCCAUGCGCUGUGUGUGUUUGUUUAUCUUUAUCAUAUCGAUGGAUGGGUGAGGUCGAUGUAUUCGAUGGGAUGGACGGGUUGGUUCUUCCUGUUUUGAUUGACCAGACAGACUAUUAGACACACGUCCGUGUUUGGCAUACAUAGACAGGAGCGCAGGUCACAAGUCGAUAUACGCCAGCCACGCACAGCCACCCCCCACCCCCACUGCUGCCCUGCCCUGCCCUGCCCCGUCUGUCUGUCUGUCUGUCCGUCUGUCUGUCUGUAUGUAUGUCUGCACGUGGUGUGUGCUGUGCAAGUAUGUAGAAUGUCUAGCCGGCAUGGCAUCCAUCUGUCUGUCUGUAUUGUGUGUGUCAAUACAUUUGUUCCUUUUGGCCGGCGUCCUGGCCGAUCGACCACGAGUGUGUGUGUGGUUCCUUUGACGACACGAGAGGGAGGGAGGGAGGACGUGUGUUUAUAUAUACUUGUCUGUCUGUCUGUCUGUAUCGUAUCGAUCAACCAAUCAACGCGUUGAGUUGAAU
Molecule: messenger RNA, 4816 nt
Organism: Vitrella brassicaformis
Lineage: Eukaryota; Vitrellaceae
Source: the annotation of a GenBank genome assembly